This is a messenger RNA of Oryza sativa Japonica Group (Japanese rice), 986 nucleotides long. Its product is annotated as transcription factor SCREAM2. The record is from RefSeq and is a predicted model, not a curated record. Gene Ontology annotation, molecular function: sequence-specific DNA binding; DNA-binding transcription factor activity; protein dimerization activity. Gene Ontology annotation, cellular component: nucleus. Lineage: Eukaryota; Viridiplantae; Streptophyta; Magnoliopsida; Poales; Poaceae. Gene Ontology annotation, biological process: regulation of DNA-templated transcription.
AAAGACGUAGAGAAAGCCUCUCAUCAUCAGUACUCAUCACCUUCCUUUGAAGCAGCAGGUCGUAGCUAGCUAGACACCCGCGCUCGCUCGUCUCCAUUGAAGCGAGAAAUAAAGUAGAAAGACACAGACACACUUGAGUAGAAUUUUAGAGAUGAUGUCGAGAGAACGCAAGAAGGCAGCUGCUCUACACGAGAAGCUGCAGAUCCUGCGCUCCAUCACUCACUCCCACGCGCUCAGCAACACCUCCAUAAUCACGGACGCGUCAGAGUACAUCAAGGAGCUAAAGCAGAAGGUUGUCAGGCUCAACAAGGAGAUCGCAUGCGCAGAAGCUGCAGCACUCAGACAGAACUCCAUCCCCACGGUGACGGUGGAAACCCUAGGGCACGGGUUCCUCAUCAACGUGUUCUCUGACAAGAGCUGCCCCGGGUUGCUUGUUUCUAUCCUGGAAGCCUUCGAUGAGCUGGGCCUCAAUGUACUCGAAGCAACGGCAUCUUGCGACGAUACCUUCCGUCUUGAGGCUGUAGGAGGAGAGAACCAGGUGGAUGAGCAUGUCAUCAAGCAAACGGUGCUCCAGGCCAUCAGCAACAGCAACUGCUCGGAGAGCAGCGGUGACCAGGAGGGGUAGAGCAAUGGUGAUCUUCCAUUUGCAUUGGAUGGCAUUUUGAUCAGGACAAUCAUAUCGCGCUUAUGGACUGCAGCUAGCUGAAUUUCAUUUCCCUAUCUAGCUUCUUGCUCGAUCAGUUGCAAAUUUUCCGUGACUCUUCUCUUGAUUGACAUCUACCCGAGAUGAUGAGCUGCAAAUAUCUAUGUCAGAUGAAACCCUAGCAUCCCCUUGUACUACCAGAUAAUGAUAUUAUAUAUGUGUACGUACGUAGUCCAUAAUCCAUAUAUGGAGAUUGGCAAGGUGUAAGAUAUGCUAGCUAGCUGUACGUUCAUUGUACUACUGAUAUGAUGACCAUAGUAAGCUCAUAUAUGUUUGCCCUUUC